CGAACACCUGAAGAAAAUAACGGGAAAAUGAAUUGACUAUUAUAGAAGCAAUGAAAUUUUUGCCAUGGAUGUCUGAAGAUUAUCUAGAAGAUGAACUAACACGAGGAAACAACAAUAACAAUUUAAUCGAGUUCAGGAAUCUCAGUUAAACCAAGAUGGCAGCAAGGUCAGAGGAAGUGCUGCUUAUUGUGAACAAUGUACGGAACAAGAAGACAGAUGGGACAUUAUACAUGAUGGGGGAGAGAAUGGGAUGGAUGCAGGGCAGCAAAAGCACCUUCUCAAUCAGCUAUAUGUAUGCUGAUAUUAAAGCCCAAAAAAUUUCUCCAGACUCUAAAGAGAAGGUACAGUUACAGUUGGUUUUACAUGAUGGAGGGGCCAACACGUUCCAUUUCAUCAACCCCAAGGGUCGGCCAGCAGCUAUUGCUGAUCGGGACAGCGUAAAGGACCUCCUACAACAGCUGAUACCAAAAUUCAGGCGGAAACUCAGCAGUGAAUUGGAGGAGAAAAACAGGAUGCUGCAGGAUAACCCUGAGUUAUUCCAGUUGUACAAAGACCUGGUAGUCACUGGAGUCAUCACAGCAGAUGAAUUUUGGGCCUCACGGAAGAAUCAGAGCAGCACAAAGCCAGACAAGUCACAGAGUGUUGGAGUAUCAGCUGCUUUCUUGGCUGACAUUAAACCUCAGACAGAUGGUUGCAAUGGAUUAAAAUACAACCUCACUGCAGACAUCAUUGAGUCUAUUUUCCGAACAUAUCCCAUGGUGAAGAAGAAGCAUGCGGAGCAUGUUCCACAUGACAUGACAGAGAGUGAGUUCUGGACGAGAUUUUUCCAGUCCCAUUACUUCCACAGAGAUCGGACUGUGAUGGGAACAAAAGAUGUAUUCUCAGAUUGUGCCAAAAGUGAUGAAAAAGACAUGAAAGAAGAGAUUUCUGUGAAAAUGGUUGACCCAUUUCUGGAUCUCACUAAAAUAUCGGACUCUUCUGUUCAUGAGGACUAUCGAGGACAGACAGAAGACACUAGGAUAAGUAGUAAUGUGACGAAUGGAACAAUGAUUCGGAGGUUUAAUCAUCACUCAACAAUGGUGCUAAAGGCUUGUGCAAAAGGAUCACAAAGUGCUGAGAACUCAAGUCAGAAAGACAAUGCUUCACAGCGGAGUAAUACUCAAAAUGGCAGUGAUGCUCCAAAGGUGAAUGGAGUGGCCAGAGAAGAAUCUGGGCCAGGUACCAGUAAAGCCUACUGGGAACCAGCUGUGAAAAAACAAAGACUUCAGGAAAAAAUUCAUAUGGAUGAUCUAAAGGACACAAGUAGUAAAAAGAAUGUGAAUCUUCAAUUACAUAAGAUGGAGGGAUAUUUACAUGGGCCAACACCAGUCACUGUGUCUCGAUAUACAACAAGUGAGGAUCUCGUUCAUGCAUCAGAGUCAGUGAUGCGUGACGUCCAUCACUGGUCGUCUGAUCUCUCAAAUGUACUUCAGGGGUCCCGGGCCAUUGUGAUACUCAGUGAAUUAUCACCAGGAGGGGCAUUAAUGAAAGGAACAAGUCAUCAACAGCUGAAUCAGAUAGUCCCACAAGACGUACAGGAGGAGGUAAGGGCCAACUACAGUGCCCUGCUGGAGCUACUCCGACAUUUCUGGACCUGUUUCCCUGUGUCAUCCAAAUCACUGGAGGAAAAGGUUAUAAGAAUGAAGUCAACGCUUGAUAGGUUUCAAAUGGCAAAGCUUAUUCCACUGAAGGAAAAACUUCAGGAGUAUCACUAUACAUUAAACCUGACUGGUCAUAUGGAGGAACUACUAGCUACAGCAAACAGGAAGUAUGAUAUGUGGCAGACCAGGAAGUCCACUAGCAAGAGGUGAAAGGUCAGCAGACUGUGAUGGUUUCUGGAAGCAUAAUCCCCCGUGAGGACAAUCAAGGCUCUUGUCUGUGAUUUCCCAUUUCAUGAAAGGAGAUUCUUCAUAAAUCAUAUUUUCAUCUGUCCCAGGUUUUUGUUAUUUAAAAUGUGCACAUCUAUCAUGCAAUAAAUUGAAAUUUACAGAUGG
Saccostrea echinata is the source of this 2033-nucleotide messenger RNA. Its product is annotated as general transcription factor IIH subunit 1-like. Gene Ontology annotation, cellular component: transcription factor TFIIH holo complex; transcription factor TFIIH core complex. Bases 156 to 1850 code for a protein of 564 amino acids. Lineage: Eukaryota; Metazoa; Mollusca; Bivalvia; Ostreida; Ostreidae. The record is from RefSeq and is a predicted model, not a curated record. The transcript is spliced from 13 exons. Gene Ontology annotation, biological process: nucleotide-excision repair; transcription by RNA polymerase II; transcription by RNA polymerase I.